AUGAAGAGGAUGCGAGAGCCUUCUGAAAAGUCAAAGAAGGCCAAAAAGGCUAAAUUGGGAGAAACUUAUGGGUCAAGACCUCUAGUCCCUCUGGCUGAUUCUCCAAGUCAGUCUCUGCCUCCCUCUCGCUCUGUUAAAUUAAAGCCCAUUGCUUCUUCUCUUCGCCAAACCACUCCCGUCUACACCCAAUCAGAAAUACCUCCCUCCACCACCAAAACUUCUAAACCACCAUCUCUCAAAUUUAAUCUCGCAACCACUAUCUUACCCGCACGUGCUCUGGCCUCACAGCAGCCACAACAACCUAAACCUGAACCUGAAGUCACCUCUCCACCCUCUGAGAAACAAAAUCCAUCUCCAUUUGAACAACCACAAACACCACCUCCUGAACAACCAACACCAUCACCCUCUGAACAUCAACCUAGCCCAUCACCUGCACAAACAACACCACCUCCCUCUGAUAUUCCCCCACUACCAACCUCUGAAGACAUCAUCACUCCUUCAAAUCCCAUUGAUACCUACCCAACUCCACCAUCCUCCCCAUCCUUUAACCCUGAACCAGAAACUGCCUUCCCCACAUUAGAAGAAGCAAUAACUUUAUUUGUAGAGUCUUCAGUGGAGAAGAUCAAGUCUCUAUCUAUCAACUCUGGCAUCAGUGAUGAUCCAUCUACAAUGAGGAUCCACUAG
Molecule: messenger RNA, 684 nt
Organism: Lathyrus oleraceus (garden pea)
Lineage: Eukaryota; Viridiplantae; Streptophyta; Magnoliopsida; Fabales; Fabaceae
Product: extensin-like
Exons: 2
Coding region: 1-684 (227 amino acids)
Source: RefSeq, a predicted model, not a curated record